Molecule: messenger RNA, 2686 nt
Organism: Salvelinus sp. IW2-2015
Lineage: Eukaryota; Metazoa; Chordata; Actinopteri; Salmoniformes; Salmonidae
Source: RefSeq, a predicted model, not a curated record
GAUUGACACUACUAAAGUAAAUUCAAACAAUCCAAUCAGAGAACCYWACAUGCAAAUCUUUACUGCUCACCCCGCCCGUAUUUUAUAACCGACCAAUCAGAGAUGGAGUGGGCGGAGUCAGGGAUACCAGCGGAGGAUUCAAACGGAAGAUGGCAGCGGAUAAAGAUUCCAAUAAAAAUACACAAAACAGAAGGGGUACGGUGUGCAACGUGGUGAUCAGCCAGGAUGCAGGGGGAUCUUGGGGCGGCAGUGGGGUUGGUGGCCGCCCGCCCGUCAUCUUCAACCCAGACUUCUUUGUGGAGAAGCUACGUCACGAGAGACCUGAGGGGUUUCAAGAGCUGGUGCUUAGCAACAUCAGCCGCCUCAURGACCUUCCCGGUGCUGAGUUCUCUCUGCUGUUAGGGGACGAGGGAGGGCACAAGACACCCACAACGGCCGGAGGGGGAUUCUUCCGCUCCUUCAACUUCCUCAAACGUAGAGAUAAAGAAGUAGUGUUCGGGACUCCUCUGACAGAGGGAGGCAUCGCCCAGAUUUACCAGCUCAUCGAAUACCUCAGCAAGAACCUGCAGGUAGAGGGUCUGUUCAGGGUGCCAGGUAACAGUGUGCGGCAGCAGGCCCUGAAGGAGCAGCUGAACAGCGGCGCAGACAUCGACCUGGAGGCAGGGGGCUUCCACCCCAACGACGUGGCCACCCUCCUCAAGACCUUCCUGGGAGAGCUACCUGAACCCCUCCUUACGCACCACACUUCCAGCUCACUCAAAAUAGCAGACAUGACUCUGUUUGAUGAGAAAGGCAACAAGACGUCAGUACCUGAUAAGGAGCGUCAGAUUGAGGCCUUACAGCUCCUCUUCCUGCUGCUGCCCCAGGCCAACCGCAGCCUCCUCAAACUGAUCCUGGACCUGCUCUACCACACCGCCAAGCAGCAGGACAAGAACAAAAUGUCCGCCUUCAACCUCGCCCUCAUGUUUGCCCCCCACGUCGUGUGGCCCAGAGAUAUGGUGGCCAGUGACCUCCAGGAGAAUCUGAAGAAGCUAAACAACGGCAUGGCCUUCCUCAUCAAACACUCCCAGAAACUAUUCAGGGCUCCUAUGUACAUGAGGGAGCAUGCCAGAAUGCACUUCACAGGAUCUAAGACCCUGCAGACCAAGGAUGAUAUAGACCUGUUAUCUGUGGCUGGUUUCCCUGCCCCUGUUCCCCUGAAGAGGUGUUGGGUUGACCCGUCUCAGUACCUGUCCCCCUCCUCGUCGUCCCGGCAGCAGCACCACACAGAGGAGUCCCUGAAGGAGCUGUUCAGACACGUCCAUGAACAAAUGCCCGACUCUGCCAAGAAGAGAAACUCCUACCCAGGUCUCACUGCCGGACUGCUUCUUAGUAUUCUCUUGUCUCCUUUUCCAUACGAGGUGGAUUUUACAUUUCAUGUAGAUUAGAAUGACUGGCUAAAUCCCAGUAUCCUGUCUCCUCAUCCUCCAUCUCUUUUCUCCUCCUGCAGCUUGCCAAACAGACCACCCCGGCCUGGCCCAGGGACACCCAUCAACAACUACAGACCCCCCCGGCCCAGAGCAAGAAACACACCCGCUCCGCGCUCCUUCGGGGGAUUCAUCAAGAGAGACAUAAGGGGGACCAACAGGCGUUGGAGAGGAGGGGCAGACAAAUCUCCCCGGAGAUGGUUGCUGCGGCGAUGGGACGGCUGGGAAAGGAGAACGUCGUCCUGCAGUCGGUGAACAGUCCGGUGACAGUGAAUAAUAAGACUCCAGUCAGGUCAAGGCCUCUGAUAGCGCGGCCUCAAUAGAGAGAGGGGACUCAAACUAUCAAAGGACUCUCCAUCCAUCUCCAGGAUGUGUUUUUCUCCUCCCUAGAAACGUCGAUGUAGAGGAUUGGUACUAGCAACACUGGACUUGUUUUUCUUUUUUUUUCUUUUAUCAAGUAAACUAUACUGUAACUUUGUAAAUCCAUGACGAAUACAACAUUAGUCCCCAGACAGACAUGGGUUGCAUCCCAAUAAUCUCUUUUUUCUCCUGAAGUGUGCUCUUGUUCACUUUCCUCAAUGGGUUUAAAAGGAAAUGACUGGAUUACCUAUAUGGAAACUCCUUCUAGCCAUGCCUACACAAUCCAAGACUUUUCCAUUUUGUGGGGAGUAGUGAAUGAGUGCACACUUCAGGGGGAGAGAUUAUUGGGACGUAACCCAGGAAAGUACAAGACCAACUCAGUGUGGAGGCAGGGAUAGAAGGGAGCUUUCUGGUUGGGGUCUGAGUGCCACUAAUAACUUGAAACAGUUUUGUUAGACACUUUUACUGUUGUUCGCUAGCUGAGCCUACAUAGAUACUUUUACAGUUGACCACCUAGCUUGAGCCUACAUAGAUACUUUUACAGUUGACCGCUAGCUGAGCCUACAUAGAUACUUUUACAGUUGACCGCUAGCUGAGGCCUACAUAGAUACUUUUACAGUUGACCGCACAGCUGAGCCUACAUAGAACUUUUACAGUUGACCGCUAGCUGAGGCCUACAUAGAUACUUUUACAGUUGAACAGCUAGCUGAGCCUACAUAGAUACUUUUACAGUUGACCGCUAGCUGAGCCUACAUAGAUACUUUUUACAGUUGACCGCCAGCUGAGCCUACAUAGAUACUUUUACAGUUGACCGCUAGCUGAGCCUACAUAGAUACUUUUACAGUUGACCCUAGCUGAGC